Melanotaenia boesemani (Boeseman's rainbowfish) is the source of this 2187-nucleotide messenger RNA. It is a transcript of the gene acot11b, whose product is annotated as acyl-CoA thioesterase 11b. Gene Ontology annotation, cellular component: extracellular exosome. Lineage: Eukaryota; Metazoa; Chordata; Actinopteri; Atheriniformes; Melanotaeniidae. The record is from RefSeq and is a predicted model, not a curated record. The transcript has 16 exons. Gene Ontology annotation, molecular function: thiolester hydrolase activity; lipid binding. The coding region runs from base 177 to 1910 and encodes 577 amino acids.
CAGUUGCGCGUUUGCUUUCUCAGUUGCCGUGCUGUUGGGGGAGUGGACCCCGUUAAAAUGGACGUGGUUCAGGUCACGAGCUUCUCUUUCUCAGUUGGUUUUUAACGCGCUCUAUCCGACGUUCCUAGGCAUUCACAGGACUUCAUCCGACUUCAAUUUUAAACCGAUUGGUUGUAAUGUCAUCAGAGGAGAAAGAUGCAUCAGGCAUCAUACUGGAUCCUCAGUUCAUCCAGGAGAGCAGUGAAGUGUACAGAAACCCCACUGAAGUGCAGAUGAGUCAGAUCGUGCUGCCUUGCCAUGCCAAUCACUGCGGGGAGCUGAGUGCUGGACAGCUGCUUAAGUGGAUGGACUCCACAGCCUGUUUGUCAGCUGAGAGACAUGCAGGUUGCUCCUGUGUCACUGCAUCAGUGGAUGACAUCCAUUUUGAACACACAAUAGGUGUGGGAAAGGUUGUCAACAUCAUAGCAAAAGUCAACCGGGCCUUCACGUCUAGUAUGGAGGUGGGCAUAUUGGUGACUUGUGAGGAUCUUUACACUGGCAAGCAGUGGAAGGUUUGCCAUGCCUUUGCCACCUUCGUUGCCAGACGAACUGAAGUUGGGAAGGUACAGCUGAAACAGGUUAUUCCUCGUACACAAAUGGAGCAGAUGGAGUACAGCCUGGCAGCAGAGCGCCGGAGAAUGAGGCUCAUCCAUGCUGAGAUUAUCACAGACCUACUGAGCAGCAGCACGGCUCAGCUGGGAGAAUGCCAGGAGUAUCAGGAUGCUGUACCAGCUGAACGGACACGAGUUGAGAGUGUGGAGCUGGUGCUACCCCCCCAUGCCAACCAUCAAGUCAGCACUUUUGGAGGCCAGAUCAUGGCAUGGAUGGAGAAUGUGGCAACAAUUGCAGCAAGCCGCUUGUGUAACGCCCACCCAACCCUAAGGACCAUCGAUAUGUUCCAUUUUCGUGGCCCCUCUCACAUUGGUGACCGACUGGUACUGAAAGCCAUUGUUAACAAUGCUUUCAAGCAUAGCAUGGAGGUAGGAGUUUGUGCUGAGGCCUACCAGGGUGGAGAACCUCUGCGCCAUAUAAACAGUGCUUUUAUGACCUUUGAGGUAAUGGACGGUGACAAAAAACCCCGCACAUUGCCACGGAUACGACCUGAGCCUGUGGAUGGAAGUCGACGCUAUCAAGAAGCUAUUGCUAGAAAGAAGAUUCGCCUUGACAGAAAAUAUAUUAUCUCCUGCAAGCAGACUGAAGUUCCCCUGUCUGUGCCCUGGGAUCCAAGUAACCAGAUGUACCUGAGCUACAACAAUGUGUCAGCGCUGAAGCUAAUGGACACCAGAAACAACUGGGUAUUAACUUCAGAGAAAAAUAAGGUCAGACUCUACACACUUGAGGAAAACCACAUGCUGUUUUUCAAGGUGGAGAUGUACGUCAGCGUCCCAGCUGAGCAGUCGUUCCACCUGCUGUCAGAUCUGAGGAGGAGGAAGGAGUGGGACAGACAUUAUGAGGAGUGUGAGGUGAUCAAUCAGGCGGACGAAGAUGACACUCUUUAUCGUGUUGUUACACCCUCUGUCACUAAAGGGGGCAAAGGGAAAGACUUUAUCUUGCUGGCAUCUAGAAGGAAGCCAUGUGAUUCCAGAGACCCGUAUCUGAUUGCUCUGCGUUCGGUGACUUUACCCACUCAUCCACCCACAGAAGACUACACCAGAGGAGAGGUGCUCUGUGCUGGCUUCACAAUCUGGGAAGAAUCCAGUACUGUCACCAAGUUCACGUACUACAAUCAGGCCUCACCAGGGGUCCUUCCCUACAUCUCCACGGACAUUGCUGGCCUCUCCUCAAGCUUUUACAGCAUUUUUUCCACCUGUAGCCAGUUCCUGGAGGCCAACAAGGACAGCGUGGCUGCUCUGCCACCCUCUGCAUCUUAAUGCAGCAAUCCCUUUAAAAGAACAAAAGUUGUAUCAGGAGGAAGGACUAGCAUCAUCUCACUGUCUGUGCCCCGUUUCAACACUAAUGUGAAGGUGCUUUACUCAGAAUGUAACUGCUUCUCUCUGAGAUUACAAAAGGCUAAGGAUUUGUCAUUUCGUGAGUUUACUGCAUGUUUACUUGGUAAGAAGCAAAGAGCACAAUGAUUCUGAAGUACUCUCAGAUUUUAAGCCUUAAAAUCAAUUCUAACUUAUAUACAAAUAAAUCAUAUUUUAGUUU